This is a messenger RNA of Calypte anna (Anna's hummingbird), 1264 nucleotides long. RefSeq names its product 4-hydroxy-2-oxoglutarate aldolase 1 (gene HOGA1). The coding region runs from base 16 to 1017 and encodes 333 amino acids. The record is from RefSeq and is a predicted model, not a curated record. Gene Ontology annotation, molecular function: N-acetylneuraminate lyase activity; 4-hydroxy-tetrahydrodipicolinate synthase activity. Gene Ontology annotation, biological process: N-acetylneuraminate catabolic process. The transcript has 7 exons. NCBI's taxonomy places the organism in Eukaryota, Metazoa, Chordata, Aves, Apodiformes, Trochilidae.
CAGCUCCCAUCCACCAUGGCUCUCGGCACUCGCUUCAUUUCACCCCUCUGGCCUGUCCUGUCAUCUCUGCACUGGGCAGCCCUUGGGCAGCACAGGGGGCUCAGCACCCCCCCAGGACUGGGAAACAUGCUUGACCUUGGGGGCAUCUUCCCACCCCUCGUCACCCCCUUCUCACCCAUGCAGGAGGUGGACUAUGCCCGGCUGGAGGGGAACCUGCGCCGCUACGCCAGCAUCCCUUUCAGAGGGCUGGUGGUGCUGGGGUCCAGCGGGGAGUACCCCUACCUGGCACCCCAUGAGAAGCUGGAGGUGGUGAGCUGUGUACGCCGGGCUUUGCCUAGGGAUCACCUGCUUCUGGCCGGCUCGGGCUGUGAAUCCACCCAGGCCACCAUCAAGCUGAUAGUCAGCAUGGCAGAGGCUGGGGCUGACGUGGCGCUGGUUGUGACACCCUGCUACUACCGGGGAUCCGUGACCAGUGCUGCCCUGGUCCAGCACUACACAGAGGUUGCCGAUGCAUCCCCACUCCCUGUGGUGCUCUACAGUGUCCCUGCCAACACUGGCCUGGAGCUGCCCCUGGAAGCUGUCCUCACCCUGGCUCAGCACCCCAACAUCAUUGGGAUCAAGGACAGCAGUGGGGAUAUCACCCGCAUGGGGCUGAUGGUCCACAAGACACAGGAGGAGGACUUCCAGGUGCUGGCAGGAUCAGCAGGCUUCCUGCUGGCCAGCUACACCAUGGGUGCUUCUGGGGGGAUCUGUGCCCUUGCCAAUGUCCUGGGGGCCCCACUGUGCCAGCUGGACCGCCUGUGCCGCGAGGGCCAGUGGCAGGAGGCCCGUGACCUGCAGCAGCGGCUCAUUGAGCCCAACAUGGCGGUAACCCACCGGUUUGGGAUUCCCGGGCUGAAGAAGGCCAUGGAGUGGUUCGGCUACUAUGGGGGUCCCUGCCGUGCACCUCUGGCCCCGCUGAGCUCCCCCCAGGUUGAGGAGCUGAGGAGCACCUUCAGUGCCAAUGGCUGGUUGUGAGGGGUCCACCCCUGCUCCUUCCCACACAGGGGAAGCAAGGAAGCCAGCAAACCGCAGGAGCUGAGGACAUGGUGGGGACAUUGGGAUGUGGCCAGGAGAAAGCCACCCACCUCACUCCUUCCUGCUGGACAGGGCUGCCCUAGGCAGAGUGGGUGGAUGGGGGGACACCCAGCACCCCUUGAUCCCCACCAUUCACACCUGGGAAGAGAAGGAUCCCCAUGUCGUGAGCUGGGAAUAAACCUGCUGC